AUGGCGCUGAUCAUCGUAUCGGGACUAGCUAGCUCAGGGCGCUCAACACGCUCUGCGCUCAUCAAGGAGGAUCUCGAACGUCGCAUCAAGAAUGGCGGGGCCGCUCCCUCCUCCUCAUCUUCGGCUCGACUACCGACCCGAGUAGUCAUCGUAUCGGAUCACGAUGUUCACGUCGCACGCUCAGCAUACUCAUCACAACGCACCGAGAAGCCUGCAAGGGCCUCAUAUCUGUCUGCUGUCACCCGCGCGCUAGGCAAAGACACAGUUGUCAUCGCCGACGGUGGAGCUGGGCUUAACAUCAAGGGUUUUCGGUAUCAGCUGUGGUGUGCUGCACGCGAAGUCGGUGUCCGCUGUGUGUCGGUCCACGUCCAUGCACCUCCGCAAGUAUGCCGAUUCUGGAACGGAAAACGACGCCAAGAAAAGGGAGAUGACGCGAGCUACGACGACGAGACGCUCGACAGCCUCUUGAUGCGCUUCGAAGAGCCGAACGCCAUGACGAGAUGGGACUCGCCGCUCAUCAUUGUGCCAACCGUCGUCGCUCCCGAGGCGCCAACACUGAUCAGCCAAGAAGGCAUCCUCGUCGAGUCAAUACCGUUCGACGACAUCUGGGACGCUGCAACGAAAGGAUCGGCCAACAAGGCCCCUGACGUUGUGGCCCCGACCCGCUCUACCACGGCCAACUACCUCUCCAUCCUCGAAUCAUCCACUCAGAAUGUGGUGUCUAGCAUCCUACAGCAUCAGUCCAGCUUUGGCCUACAGCCGGGUUCGGAAGUGCCGAUCAACCAUCCAAGCCUCACCGGACCCUCUCCGCUCACAUUCACACCACCAGCGGAUAAGCCAGUGACCAUGGCCUCGCUGCAGCGGAUCCGCCGUCAGUUCGUCCGCAUGCACAGCUCAGGCUCAGCGCAAGUCAGCGAACUCGGAAACGCCGCUAGGUCAGAAGGCGUGCAUUUCUCGCUCACUUCACACGCAUCACAACCUGGCUCCAAGGCCAGUGCUGCUCAGCCGCCGUCGAUUGAAUUCGGCGUUGCAAAACGCUUCCUCGCUUUCUUGGAGGGCGCCGUCUGA
Messenger RNA from Kalmanozyma brasiliensis GHG001, 1068 nucleotides. Its product is annotated as Chromatin associated protein KTI12. Lineage: Eukaryota; Fungi; Basidiomycota; Ustilaginomycetes; Ustilaginales. The record is from RefSeq and is a predicted model, not a curated record. The transcript has a single exon. The coding region runs from base 1 to 1068 and encodes 355 amino acids.